AUGUUGCAGAGAACAGCAACAAAACCUCCAACCCCUCCAGCCGAUACAGUCCCUUCGUUGAUCCUUGCGUUCCAAGGGUUAGACCCACCGGCUCAAAUGGCCUUCCUCAACGACCUUGUCCUCCACUGCGCUACCCCUCAGCUCGCCCACCUCACCAACAUUAUCGCUCCAAGGCUUAAACGCGACUUUUUGCGCGACCUGCCCCUGGAACUCUCACACCACAUCCUCUCCAUGAUCGAUGAGCCAAAAUCCCUUGUCAGGGUCUCCCUGGUCUCCAGGUUUUGGCACCAACUCGUCGAGACUGAGGACUGGAUCUGGCGGGCCCAAUGUAUCCGACAGUUCGGUCCGACCUCGUGCUCAUCCUUGCCCAGUCCGAGAGCAUAUCUGGUACCCCCCACAUCAUACCUCUACACCACCAGUCCAACCUCACUCGAUGCUGUUUCGAACACCUUAAAGUCUCUCUCACUCAGCAACUACUCCAAUUCAUCUGGUUCAACGUCAAGUUCACCGGCUUCUCACAGACUGUCCCUGGGCCCUGCAUCUAUAGGAUCCUCUGCCGUCUCGUCAGCUCACCAUUCUCCUGCGUCAUUGAAACCAGGCGACCUGUCUCUCCUUGCAGCUGCAGCGGCAUCAGCAGCCAAUACCCCGGCCUCUCCUGUCGUCAAUGGAUCCUUGAGCAGUAAUAGUAGCAGCACUAUAUCAACAACCACUUCGACUGUCCUUUCGUCUAUGCUACUCGCCAACCAGAGCUCACUCGCGUCCCCAGGCACAUCCGGUCAUAAUGGCAGUAGCAGCGCCAACCACAGUCGAGGCGCCUCUCCCGUGUCAACCAUAGCAGGGUUGCGGACAUCCAUGCCAUCGCGCCUUUCACUGACCACUCUGACGCCACAGUCACCGUCGACGCCAACAGCCGCGACUGGAUCAUUGACCUCUUCGCUAUCGUUUUCUCCAGGACUCGCCUUGUCUGCGUUGUCAUCUCUAGACAACCAAUCGGCCAUCUUGACGACCCCUCUAAUGACGGACGAUGAUUCUCUGAAGCAAAAGCAACAACAACAACAGCAGCAACAGCAGCAACAACGAGCGCAACAACAGGAGCUUCAGGAGCUGCAGGAGCAGCGGCAACUUCAACAACAACAAUAUGCUCGACAGCUCAAAAUAGCCACCUCCUACAAGGCGUACUUCAAACGGCGCUUUAUGAUCGACCGCAACUGGAUUUCGGGUCACCACAGUCUGAUCUCGUACACCACCCCCGAGACAGGCGUUGUCACGUCGCUGCAGUUUGACCACCACCACAUUGUUGUGGGAUGCGAUAACAGCCGCAUCCAAAUCUUUGAGACGACGUCGGGCCGUUUGAUUAGGACAUUGCAGGGCCACUUGGGUGGUGUUUGGGCCUUGGAGUUUGUUAAAGGCGUUGGUCCCACAGGCGAAAAGAUGCUGGUCUCUGGAGGCUGCGAUCGUGAGCUGCGUGUCUGGGAUAUGAAUACGGGCAAAUGUCGUCUUGUGAUGCCAGGACACACAGGAACCAUCCGAUGCCUCAAACUGCACCAAUUGCCUGUUGCUGACAACAGCACUAACAGCAACAACAUUCCCAGUAAUAUCAACAACAACAACAUCAACAGUAAUGGCUAUGAUUAUGGCGACGGCGGUUACAGCUAUGACCGACGAUAUCAAGAUCCGCAGGACUACUUUGGACAGGAUGGUGAUGACGGUGCUCCACUCAGGACCAAGCGGAGAACACAACAUCAGUACCACCCACACCGGCCUUACUUGGCCAUCACAGGCUCUCGCGACGCGACCUUGCGGGUGUGGGAUCUGCAAACGGGCGAGAACAAGUUUGUGCUGCAGGGACACCGGGAUUCGGUCCGGUGUAUUGAAGCCUAUGGCGAUCGACUGGUCUCGGGAUCAUACGAUUGUACAGCUCGGGUCUGGUCCCUCGUCACGGGCGAGUGUCUUUUGAUCCUGCAGGGACAUUUCCAACAGAUCUACUCUAUUGCCUUCAAUGGCGAGUACAUCAUCACUGGAUCGCUGGAUUCGACGUGUCGCCUCUGGUCCCCCGUCACGGGCGCCUGUAUGGCUACCCUGCAGGGGCAUACUCAACUGGUAGGCCAGUUGCAGCUCUCGGGUGAUAGUCUGAUGACAGGUGGAGGGGAUGGGUUCAUGUACCUCUGGAACCUGCGGACGUUUGAGUGUCAGUACCGAGUCCAGGCGCACGACCAGUCCGUCACCAGUCUUUGUUUUGAUCCUAAAAGGAUUGUUACGGGAGGGAAUGAUGGAGCCGUCAAGUUAUGGGAUCGUCAGACGGGCAAGUUUAUUCGGUUGCUAACAAAGACGGAUGCGGCUAUUUGGAGGGUAGCCAUCUGUGAGGAACGGGUGGUGAUCUGUAUGCAGAAGAAUGGCCGGACCGCAAUGGAGGUCAUGUGCUUUGACUCGGAGGUGCCCAUCUUGCCCCCGCCUCCGCAUCCUGUCUCUCAGUCCGGUGUGGGUGGUCCCAGUGGUGGUGGUGGUGGUGGUCAGCUCCUGGCUGGUGUAGGCGGUGGACUUUACUCAUCUGUCAUGACCAUGCCUACUGCGGCUUCUGUCCAGCAUGAAGUCCAGAGUACCAUCAUGCCUCCUCGACUCUGGGGCGCUUGA
This is a messenger RNA of Linnemannia hyalina, 2631 nucleotides long. The record is from the annotation of a GenBank genome assembly. Lineage: Eukaryota; Fungi; Mortierellomycota; Mortierellomycetes; Mortierellales; Mortierellaceae.